AUUUUUUGUUUUUAUUUCGCGACAAGCUCCAAGCAAUCCCCCGUUAUUCUUCCCCUUAUUUUGUCGAAACCCUAGCUGCUGCGAGCGAACUCGAACUCUCGCACACCAUUCCCAAAUUCCUUCCCCACUACUAUCUUCUCUCCACACUACUCUCCCUCCUCCCAAUCUCGAGUUCCUUCCCGUCAUUUUGAUCUCCCGAAUUGUUAAAAUCCCUGCAAUUCCAUCUCUUUCUUGCUCCCUUCCCGCCCAAUUCUCCGGUGUCUUUCUCCCCCUCUCAAUUCGUCGUUUACCCGAUUUCCCCCCGGUCAAUUCGUAUCUUUUUACCCCGUUGCUUAUUGGGAUUCCUGGAAUUGGGCUGCUGCUGCUGUCGACUUAUCAUUUGUAUCGAAUCAAUGGUUUUGUAAUCUCCGGGUUGCGGAAGAUCACUGUAGGAAGGAAGCGCACCGUCUCCCGGCGUAUUGGGGUUUCUUAUAGUCGAGGUUCUUACUUACCAAGGUGCAGGAGACUAGUCCCCGACGAACCCAAGCUGUGAUUUUUGUUACUUCCCCGGUUGAAGAAUUUUUCUGGGAUUCAUGUCAAUGAUAGUGUAUCACCAACUGAGGAAACACUGAUACAUGGAUCCUGAUACCAAGAAGUUUGGAAGUGGACCAAGAGAGCUGACUGGUGCUAUUGAUCUUAUAAGUCAUUUCAAAUUGUUGCCCCAUCACGACUUCUUUUGCAAGAAAUCACUUCCUGUGUCAAUUGCCGACACACACUACCUUCAUAAUGUUGUUGGAGAUACUGAAAUCAGAAAAGGGGAUGGGAUGCAACUGGACCAGCUUAUCCAGAAUAAUUCCCAGCCAAGAGAUGGAAGUAUACGCAUAAAGCCAUUCGACCUUGAUUUGCUUAGGGAGGCCUUCCAACUGAAGGAAUCCACUCCUGUAGAAUUGCCUGCUUCGGAAAAGGGGACUCCUACAAUUGCAGGAAAAUCAAAGACCGAGUCGAAAGACAAGGAGAGAAAGCAUAAAAAGCACAAGGAUAAAGAUAAGGACAAGGAUCGAGAGCAUAAGAAGCAUAAGCACCGUCAUAGAGACAAAGAUAAAGAUCGAAGUAAGGAUAAAGACAAGGAGAAGAAGAAGGAUAAAAGUGGUCAUCAUGAAUCUAACCCCGAUCAAUCAAGAAAGCACCAUGAAAAGAAACGGAAACACGAUGGGGACGAAGAGCUAAAUGAUGUUCACAGACACAAGAAAAGUAAGCACAAGAGCUCAAAAAUCGAUGACAUUGGUGCAAUCAAAGUAGCAGGCUGAAAAAUGAUUGGCAUCCUAUAUUGUUCAUUGUUUUUGGAAGUGGUUAUUUAGAGUUUGGGAAAGGCUUUUGACUUCCAAGUUUUCAUAUGUAGGAGGGUAGGUUCAGAACUGACUGAGAGAAUACGAGGGGAAUGGUGAAUUCACCUAAUACCUUGAUAUUUAAUUAGGGUUCCUGCAAAAAAAAAAAAAAAAAAAAGUACUUUGUAUGAUGAUGAUAGUUGAUCUGGUACAGUGGGUGAUGAAAUAGGGCAAGACUCGGGUCGCUUUCUUUCUUUUCUUCUUUUUACGCUCUCCUCCCUCAGGUUUUGUGAAUGUUUCGAAAGCAUGUAAACAUAUUUUUUCUACCGUCGUCGUCGUUUAGAAUAGAGGUGGGCAGCCUUAGUGAUGUAUGGAUGUCUGAAGUCUGAGUAUGUUGGAAUCUGCAACCGUUAAAAAGUAGGGGUGGUAGAGUUAGGGUUUUGGGGAGAGAACAAGGGGAUGAUUUGUAUAUAGAAAAAAAUGGAAAUCCAUUCUUACCCACGGUUGUGGCAAAUGAGUACAUUGUGUUUAUUCAAGAAAUCUAAUGUAAAGUGCAGCAGAGUUGAAUAGCAGAUCAUUGAAAUGUUGUAAGAAUGCAUGGCUGUGAGGAUGGAUAGGGAAUGGCCUGUUAUCUAAAAUCUUGUGGUCUAGUUUCUGCUUAGUUUUAGAGCUGCAAUAGUUUGCUGGAAGAUCGUAAUCUGGUACUUGAUGAUAAUCAAUUUGAGUAGCACCAUUGUGGACUGAUGAUAAAGACACUAACUUUAGUUUGU
Molecule: messenger RNA, 2074 nt
Organism: Linum tenue
Lineage: Eukaryota; Viridiplantae; Streptophyta; Magnoliopsida; Malpighiales; Linaceae
Source: the annotation of a GenBank genome assembly